Molecule: messenger RNA, 1221 nt
Organism: Exophiala oligosperma
Lineage: Eukaryota; Fungi; Ascomycota; Eurotiomycetes; Chaetothyriales; Herpotrichiellaceae
Exons: 2
Coding region: 1-1221 (406 amino acids)
Source: RefSeq, a predicted model, not a curated record
AUGUCGCGGUUGUCAGAAGAGAGAACCCUUGUCGACAGCUUUGAGACUUUGGUCCGUAUCCCUUCACCAGAAAUCUCGGAGCAUCCGGCGAUCUCUGGCAGUGCCAAUGCGAAGCCAUCUGUUGCUGAUGACCGGCCGAACUUGAUCACAACAUCUUCACCAGUUCAAAUUCGCAGCUGGGCAGAGGAUCGAGCGAGGAUCGAUGCGGAAUUCAGACGACGACCCGGCUUCGACCCUUACCGCAACUACGAUCGUGUUCGUAGUGAUUUCAUCCUGGCCCCAGUUGAAGGAAGGAAUGCUUUUGCGGCAAGUGCAAUCAAUCUCGGCAUGAAUAACUCUUUCAGAUCCCGCCCACUGGUCACUGAACCUCCAAAGAGUCCCUUCAUUGCCACCCCAAAAGGAAUAAUACGUCGAACAAAACGCAAGAGUGAUGAAGCGGACAAGACUCUUUUGAACACGAGAGCCAGCAUCUCCCAACUCAACAUUGAUCGCAAAGAUUGGGCUGACACCGAAUCGACUGCCGACCGCAACUCAUCUUCACUCUUUCGACCCAAAACUCCCAGCAACAGUUUCAAAACCACGACCACUCCAGUCUCAGAGACAUUCGACACCAAGAAAUCAAGCCUACGCAAGGUGUCUGAUUUGUUCAAACCGAAGUCGGGAAAAAGCCUUGAUACCUCGUCUCCAUCUGGCCCUACUAGCAGCCCUGAAGAGAACAUUGUCAACCAGCCUGCGCAUCGACUCAAUACGGAAAAGCACCUCCGCACCACACUGAAUUGCCCGACCUACGACUAUUCCGAGUCAGACCCAUUGCCACGUCAUCCGAACACUGCACGAGGCUGGAAAUCUCGCAACUUGAAAUGCACCACUUGUCAGGAUGCAUGCUGCGCUCUCUGCGGGCGAGCUUGCUGUGCUUACAAGACUGCGUACUUGGCUACCAAGACACACAAAGACAACCCAGAGUCGUUGGCCCGCGCUCAAGAGAUAUUAGGCAACAUCAGCAUACUUUUCCCAUACGGACAAGAGGCUCCAACCUUCUUGCAAUGCAGCAACGGUGCCCCAGAUGAUGAAUUUGGAUGUGGAAAGAUGGUCUGUCCUGAUUGCUGCGGCCAGUGCCCAAAUCCUUGCUGCGCUGAUAUCCAGUGCAAGAGAUGUAAGAAGCAUCCAUUUCUUGACUGCGUUUGGCAUGAUGAGAAUGUGGCCUCACUCUCUUUCGAGUGA